UGCAGGAUCGGGCCCCUUGUUUUGCUUCUCUUCCAACGACACCCCGGCGUUAAAGAACGAAAUGGUUUAAACUAAGAACCAGCUCUUUUCUGCACGGCUACCGCGGUGGUCUCUCACCUGAAUGAAGUAUUGGCCAGUUAAAAUCCAUUUUCAGGGAAUAAGCCUCUCAUUUCUCUCUGGUGGUUUGACACGUCCGCCAGGACAAGUACUUCAGGUGUUUUGGAUUGGACCCUAGCACAAGGGCUUGUAUGUAUUUUUAUUUUAUGAGCUCAUUAAUGGCCUGACAUAGUUUGAUAAGCUUAUAAUUUCCUAAUCUUGAGCCCUUAAUUUAAACAUAAGAGCAUAGUAUUGUACAAGCGAGAAAGACGUUGAAGUUUAGUUGGGCCGGAUCAGACUAAAAGGGUCCCAGCCUUCUUUCAAGGGAACAGUGCUUUAUUGCUUUUGGCUUCAGUGGGCCAAUGUGAGUGGCUACGGGUUGCAGGAUUGAGCACUUUCUGCAGCCCUGCAUCUCCCACAGUUCUGCUAGUCUGGGUGCUCCCCUCCAUCCUGCAGUUUCUGAAGGCAAUGCAAAGCUGUGACACAGUGUUUGCUGGCCACUCCUCCUUCUCCCACUUACCCAGAGGCACAGAAGUCAAGGGGCAGUUUGUUUUCUCGUAAUCUUUUUUUGUCUUUAUGAUUUUUUUAACCAUUUUCAGGCAAUAGCGAGCUUUUUUUCUUUGUUCCAAACCUUCUGCGUGGUUUAGGAUUGGUGCAGCAUCAAGGCCACAGCUGUGGGGAGCCCCUGCAGCAGUUCUUCCCUGCUGAGCUCCUCUGCCCCCUUUUAGGCAUGGCACAGCAGCUGUGCAAGUACAGGCAAUGCACAAAAGGUACUCAAUAUGUGAGGGAGCUUUCCCAGGCUUGGCAGAGGGUAUAUUAUGUCCAGCCUGCUCCCAGUCAGCCGACCCUAGCGCUGCUAGGACACAGGACUCGGAGUUGGGACAGGCAUGUUGGGGCCCCUACUCCCCCCAAAUAGCCAUGAGUCCACUGCAAAAGUCACAGAGCAGAACAGGGAGAGGCUCUGAGGAGGAGGAGGACUUUAUCCAGAUGACGCAGAGGAGGAGGGAGAAGCACUGGAAAUUUAAUCUUGAAGCAAAGAUGCAAGCGUUAAUGCCUGAGCCUCAGAUUUAUGUAGAAAGAACUCUGGCCCUCAUCAAACCAGAUGUAAUUGACAAAGAAGAAGAAAUAGAAGAUAUAAUUCUCAGAUCAGGAUUCACCAUUGUUCAGAAACGAAAGCUCCAACUAAGCCCAGAGCAAUGCAGCAACUUUUAUGCAGAUCAAUAUGGCAAAAUGUUUUUUCCUAAUUUAACAGCAUAUAUGAGUUCUGGGCCUUUAGUUGCUAUGGUUCUUGCCAGACAUAAUGCUAUCGCUUACUGGAAAGAGUUGAUUGGACCAUCAAAUAGCAUAAGAGCUAAGGAAACACACCCUGACAGUUUAAGAGCAAUCUAUGGGACAGAUGAUCUGAGGAAUGCAGUUCAUGGCAGUAUCCGAUUUUCCUCAGCAGAAAGAGAAAUUCGAUUCAUGUUUCCUGAAGUGAUUAUUGAGCCAAUUCCAGUUGGACAAGCUGCUAAGGAUUACCUGAACCUCUAUGUCAAUCCUACACUGCUAGCUGGGCUCACCGAGCUUUGUAAGCAGAAACCAGCGGAUCCAUUGAUUUGGUUUGCUGAUUGGUUGAUAGAACAUAAUCCCAAUAAACCUAGGCUACAGCAGCGGAUAACCGUGGAAGAACCUUAAGGAUGAAAGUCCAAUGGAGAUUUUGUCAAACACUAUCAAAUUAGAUGCUUAUUAGUAUCAUUUUAAGUGUAUCCUUUGAAUUUGUAAUGAAUAUUACAUGAAAUAAAUGUUAGUGUUAUAACCAACUAUAAAUUGACUAGUAAUCCUUGGAUAAGCUGAACUAGUAAUUAUUUGUUUUAGGAUCUAGUCCCGUUAAAUUAAUAAAUAUAGAAUCACAUGCUGCAACUUAUUGUGCUGGGUGAUAAAAGACAUCAUACUUUUAGUGACAUUUUCCCUCUCUGCCUUGGUUUAACCUACCCAUAGAGAACCAAGUUCUUAUUUACACCAUCGUACAUCCAAAGUAAUUCAAUUGUUUCCCAUGAGUGACUCAAGUGGCUGUUUCCAAAAGACACUUGUGACCUGUACUUUGUGAAAUCAGGCCUUGCUUACAGCAUCUACUUAUACCUCAACAUAAUGUUAAAUGACUAGAUACACUCCAAGAACCAUGUGUGCAUGCCUGCAAUUUUAGCACAGUGGUUCGAUCAGCAAUGACAAGUGGCAAAAUUACUUUGAAAUAAUAUGAUUCAUUUGUGUCUGAGUUUCUAGCCAAGAUACUCUUUGGAGGAAAGAAGUUCAAGGCAGAUUUCCGUAACUGGCAGCUAAUGGCAGAGCAGUUACGAAUCAAAAUCCCAAGAUUUCGAAUUAAAAGCCACAGGCAGGUGUAUUUCUGAUAGAGAUCCAUAGUUUACUCCAUCUCCAAUUUUUGUUUCAGCAUGUGCUAGUAGGAAGAAGUGUUAAAAUUUAAUCUUACCCUUAGUGAGAAAGUUCUUGAAUUGCUUUACCUUAGUUAUGUUAAAGGUAUACCUUGAGUACUGAUUUUUCCAUAUUAUCUCUAUUUUUACAGUAAAAUUUUAAUGUGUUCUACAGAUAGGGAGUUUUACCAAGAAUGGGAUAUGAACCGCACUGUUGAAAAUGUGACAGGCUGAUUCGCCUCAUCUACUGCCUUUUCUCAAGGAAGGAAGCUGAUUUAGAAUAUUGUAGUAGCGCCUUUUCCUUUAGGCUUUCUAUACAAGCACUCAGUCAGUUAAUCGUUUGCCUGGCUAGCAUGCAUUGAACAUAACAGUUCUGAAACUUUUUUGCAAUUCUGCUAUGCUUGAUCCAUACCAGCCAGAUGAGCAAUGUUACAUACUGCUUUAGUGCUCCCAUGGCAGGAGCGGGCUUUUAUUGAAUAAGAAAUAAGUUGUCCACAUUCACAGAAUAUUGCAUCAAGAUAAAAUGUCCUCCUGUUAGGUAUUUUCUUCUAUCUACUGGAGUAGCAAGAUUAAUUUUCAAGUAUCUGAACUUUGAUAUGUUGUGGACAUACUAGAACAGUGUGACUAUUUAACACAAGCCAGUUGUUGUUGUUCUCCCCUCCUUUCACUGGAGAAUAUUACAGUAAUUCCAACUAAAAGCUUUCAAAACCCACAAGUCAGGCCGAAAUUAUUAUGA
Messenger RNA from Malaclemys terrapin pileata, 3237 nucleotides. It is a transcript of the gene NME5, whose product is annotated as NME/NM23 family member 5. The record is from RefSeq and is a predicted model, not a curated record. Gene Ontology annotation, biological process: CTP biosynthetic process; spermatid differentiation; negative regulation of oxidative stress-induced intrinsic apoptotic signaling pathway. Gene Ontology annotation, molecular function: nucleoside diphosphate kinase activity. The transcript has 6 exons. Lineage: Eukaryota; Metazoa; Chordata; Testudines; Emydidae. The coding region runs from base 856 to 1770 and encodes 304 amino acids.